CGCGCGUACUGAGUCAGGAAGUGAGUGGCGGAUGAAUACAUGUGCACUUCUCGCCGAGUCCACAGCCAGAGCCGCACCAGCGAACGGGCAUCCCGGAGAGACCUGCGUUUAGUCUAGUCUGGAGAUUAACACGUUUUUUCCCUACAAACAUGGCCGACCAGUUAACAGAGGAGCAGAUCGCAGAGUUCAAGGAGGCUUUCUCCUUAUUCGACAAGGAUGGGGACGGCACCAUCACGACCAAAGAGCUGGGCACAGUUAUGCGGUCGCUGGGUCAGAACCCCACGGAGGCAGAGCUGCAAGACAUGAUCAAUGAGGUGGAUGCUGAUGGAAAUGGAACCAUAGACUUCCCAGAGUUCCUGACAAUGAUGGCCAGGAAAAUGAAGGACACAGACAGCGAGGAAGAGAUUCGUGAGGCUUUUCGGGUAUUUGACAAGGAUGGCAAUGGCUACAUCAGUGCUGCAGAGUUGCGUCACGUCAUGACAAACCUGGGUGAGAAGCUGACAGACGAAGAGGUGGAUGAGAUGAUCAGAGAAGCCGACAUAGAUGGAGAUGGCCAGGUGAACUAUGAAGAAUUUGUACAGAUGAUGACCGCAAAGUGAAGCCGACUCCUCCUGCCGUGCCCUCUUAGAAGAGAAGAAAAAAAUCAGUCAAAUGUUUUACUUACCUCUUGGGAAAAAAAAUGUUUAUUUAUUCAUAAUGUUUCUGUUUAAAAAUAAUUGAAUGUUAAAAUAAAGUAUCCUUCUGUCCACACAGAAAAUAAUGGAAAAAGUCAAAUAUCUGCAUGAAAUGGUUAGUGAUCCUGUCCCCAAAGAUCAGUCUAGUAUCAAUUAUUCGAGAAAAAUAACCUGUAACUACCUUCAAACUGAAGAAAAACAGCAUUUGGUGAACUCCUUAAGUUCCAUCUGCUCUUGAUAAUGUUUGGGCUGGCCAUCCUCCUUUUGUUCUCUCGUUUUUUUCUGUUCUUCAUGCAUGCAGCUUGAGCCCGGAGCUCAUUCUCCAGCCAAUCAGAGCGUGCUGAGUCCACUGAAGUGUUGUAUUGUGGGGUUUUGUAAUUUAAGAGGAACCACAAGUAGAGAGCAAGCUUGUAAAUUCAAGUUUCCAGUGGAAUGGGGCUUUAAUGUAUUGUGGGGGAUUAAAAAAAGUAAAAAUCAAAAACAAGAAAAAAAAAAUCAAAAAUGACAAAAAGUAGAAAAUGUUUGGCAUGAUUUUGUUUAUGUUUUUUUUUGUUUGUUUGUUUGUUUGUUUCCUUUUUUUGUCAAUUUUUUUUUUGUUUGUUUUAAUGACUUUCUUUUCCUGGACGGCCGUCUCGCACCAGGGUGGAGAUGAUUGAGGGAUGUUGUAGGUGUUUGGAGGAGUGUGGCUGAGCCUUCACUUUUCUGUCCUCUGUUUCGGUGAAUUCUCCCCUGCGCCGCUUCUGCUGCGGGAGUUUGCACUCCACUCUUCAGUUUGCAUUCAUUCCAAGUUGUACAUGCUACUGUUUUAAUAUUUUCUUCGAAUAAAGUGACCAUGUACUUUA
Labeo rohita (rohu) is the source of this 1516-nucleotide messenger RNA. RefSeq names its product calmodulin 1b (gene calm1b). The coding region runs from base 150 to 599 and encodes 149 amino acids. The transcript is spliced from 6 exons. NCBI's taxonomy places the organism in Eukaryota, Metazoa, Chordata, Actinopteri, Cypriniformes, Cyprinidae. The record is from RefSeq and is a predicted model, not a curated record. Gene Ontology annotation, molecular function: calcium ion binding.